Messenger RNA from Telopea speciosissima, 654 nucleotides. Its product is annotated as putative gamma-glutamylcyclotransferase At3g02910. The transcript has a single exon. Gene Ontology annotation, molecular function: gamma-glutamylaminecyclotransferase activity. NCBI's taxonomy places the organism in Eukaryota, Viridiplantae, Streptophyta, Magnoliopsida, Proteales, Proteaceae. Bases 22 to 597 code for a protein of 191 amino acids. The record is from RefSeq and is a predicted model, not a curated record.
GAAACAAAGAGAGAAGAUAAGAUGAGCUGUGAACAGCAGAACCGAAAACUCAUCUUCACCUACGGGACUCUCAAACGAGGCUUCCCCAACCACGGCUUAAUCGAAGCCCUGAUGCCAACAGGUGAUGCCAUUUUUCUCGGAGUUUACCGAACCGUCGAGAGAUUCCCACUCGUCUGUGGACCCUAUCGUGUUCCUUUCCUCAUCAACCUCAGCGGCCAUGGCGACCAAAUCUGGGGAGAGCUUUACGAAGUUACGGCGAAAGGGCUUGAACGGAUGGAUGAGUUGGAAGGAAUAAGUCUUGGGCACUACGAGAGGUUGCCGAUAGAGAUUUUCCCGGCGGAAGAAACCGCUGACGACGGUAUUGAGAAGAGAGUUGCAGUGACGGGCGGAGUAGAGGCGUAUUACGCCCAUCGGAGUUACGGGGAGGAGCUGUGGCGGAGCAAUGGAAAGAAAGGAUUUUGCAGAUAUUCCGAGAAAGAAGCGAGUGGGUACAUUAGGAGGACUGAGAGGGCUCAAAAUGUUACUUUUCUUGAACAGAUUCAGUUGUUCUGUUCUUCUUCUUCUCCUCCUCCAGUAACUGUUACUGUAACUGAUUGAGUUCUGUGAUCAUCGAUGAUUAUAUAAUUCAAGAACAAAUUACAAUUGGGUUCUUAA